Molecule: messenger RNA, 1527 nt
Organism: Bipolaris sorokiniana ND90Pr
Lineage: Eukaryota; Fungi; Ascomycota; Dothideomycetes; Pleosporales; Pleosporaceae
Exons: 3
Coding region: 1-1527 (508 amino acids)
Biological process (GO): transmembrane transport
Cellular component (GO): membrane
Molecular function (GO): transmembrane transporter activity
Source: RefSeq, a predicted model, not a curated record
AUGGGUGACUUUGAGAAGGACGUGUCAAAGUCGGGUGAAAUUUCAUCAUCGCCACAGUAUUCCGACGUUGAAAUCGGCACUGUGCAUGAGACAACCAAGAAUGGCGACUCAGCACUCGAAUUUCUAAGAACAGCACACGAUGUUGGUGAACUUACUCCUGAAGAUGAACGUAGGUUACUUCGGAAGAUCGACUGGAUGAUUAUGCCGCUUAUGUGGUGCUGUUACUGUCUUCAAUAUCUCGACAAAACACUGGUCAACUACGCAGCAGUAAUGGGCCUCUACGACGACGCAAACAUAACGACAGACCAGUUCUCGAACCUCGCCUUGUUCUUCUACGUCUCCUAUCUCGUCGUCGAGUUCCCACAUGGCUACGCUAUGCAACGUCUACCCACUGCAAAGUACCUUGGUUCCGCAGUCAUCCUCUGGGGUCUAGUCACCGCGCUGACAUGCUUGUGUAAGAACUACGGCGCACUGGUCGCCACACGUGUGCUACUUGGUUGUUUUGAAGCCGCCGUCGCACCCAGUCUGAUUCUCAUCACCUCCAUGUGGUACAAGCGAACAGAACAGCCGCUGAGAACCGGUAUCUGGUACUUAGGCGUUGGCACCGGAACAAUGAUCGGGAGCUUGAUUAGUUUCGGAUUCCAACAUUACCACAGCGACGCAUUCACAAGUUGGCAAACCAUGUUUCUCGUCGUCGGUCUCGUCACCAUCGCCGUUGGCAUAACCGUGGUAUUCCUUCUCCCAGACAACCCCAUGUCCUCGCGCCUCACCCCCUCUGAAAAAGUCUGGGCCAUAACCCGCCUCCGCUCAAACCAAACCGGAAUCGAAAACACCACCUUCAAACCCUACCAAGUCCUCGAAUGCUUCAAAGACCCCCAAACCUGGCUUUUGUCUCUCAUCACAAUCUCCUCAAACGUGCCCAACGGCGCAGUCUCUUCCUACCAAGCCACCCUCAUAAAAUCCUUUGGCUUCGACUCCAAAACAACCGCGUUGCUGCAACUCCCCUCAGGAGCCAUCAGUAUAAUUUCUAUUUUGAUAGCUACGUACCUCGCCGGCCGCUUCAACCAGCGUGGGCUGAACAUCAUUACGUUGCUGGUACCCGGAAUGUUGGGUGGGUGCCUCAUGGCUUUUUUGCCUAGCUCAGCGAAAACAGGCAAGUUGAUAGGAAACUAUCUGACCAACUGUAUCGGAUCCAGCUUACCGCUAUUAUACUCGUGGGUCGCAGCUAACUACGCGGGGCACACGAAGAAAGUGACGAUGAACGCUGUACUCCUCAUGUCGUUUUGCCUGGGCAAUAUCAUCGGCCCGCUCACGUUUCGGAAGGAAGAUAGUCCGGACUUUGUACCUGCGAAGAUUACGAUUAUCGCCACGUGUGCGGUUGCGGCGGGGUUGGCCAUCGUGCUGCGGGUGUAUUACGUAGUGGAGAAUGGGAAGCGGGAAAGACAUAGUAUAAGUGAGCGAGUGGAAAAUGAAGAGUUUUUGGAUUUGACAGAUCGCGAGAACGCGAGGUUUAGGUAUAGAUUGUAA